Molecule: messenger RNA, 2103 nt
Organism: Cucurbita maxima (winter squash)
Lineage: Eukaryota; Viridiplantae; Streptophyta; Magnoliopsida; Cucurbitales; Cucurbitaceae
Product: zinc finger CCCH domain-containing protein 6-like
Exons: 3
Coding region: 357-1772 (471 amino acids)
Molecular function (GO): metal ion binding
Source: RefSeq, a predicted model, not a curated record
GUAAAUUUUGGUAGAAGCCAAAAUGAACACAAAUGUACUUGAAAUAAGGAAACGAAGCCAUAAGGAAAUGAUGAGGCGGUAGCCGGGAAGCCUGAACCAGAGGAUCUAGGGUUUUCUUCGAUCUCUCUGUCUUGUUUAUGUUACAUGCAAAUCUAGAUCAGCCUUCUGCAAUUCCACCUUGCACAAUUUGUUGACACGUUUCGAUUUAGGAAUGAUAACAAAAUCUUCUUUAAAAGUUUGAAAAACGGAGCCCGGAUUCUACGAGAUAGCAGUCGGGCUUUCAUUCUCAUCGGGAUCAAAUUCCGACUCUUAACCGUGAAACAUUUGAAGAGGUAGCAGUUUGAGUACCUGUAAAUAUGCGAGGAUUGCACAAAGGAAAAAGGGUUUCAUGGGCGUCAGAUCUUAAUCUCCGUCAGGUUAGGCUGUUCUUGUCUGAGGACUGUCCUUCCCAAGUGGGAUUGGGUGCCCAAGAUCACCUUCAAGCAAAGGCAUCGUGGCUUUUGCAUUCUACUGGAUCAGGUUCUGAUGACACUUUGCCUCCUGGAUUUGAAGUAGCUCAUUCAGAGAAUCAGUCGCAGAUUAAGCUCUCACAGAUUCCUGUUAAUCAAUGGAGAUGUCCGCCUAAGUUUGUGCUGAAUUUGACGUGGCAAGUGGUUGUUGGUGAAGAAAGCCGAGAGGUAGUUGUUGAAAAUCAGAGAGAGAUGAGAGUACUUGAAGCGGUUUAUCCUCGGCCAUCUGCAAUUCCUCCUAAGUUGAUUACUUCCUUUGCACCUUAUAGUUUCUGUUUUGGCAUUGGUUUGUUUGCUAUUCUUUAUACUGAAAAUCCGUUUGGUUCGCAUCCCUACAGCCCGUCCGUAGUAGCUGAUUCAGAACGUGCCAAUGUAGAUGACAGUCAAACACCUCUGAUUCCCAUUACUCCUGUUGAAGACGAAGAUGCAACAACCGAGACCUCGUCUGAUUACGCAAGCCCCGCCUCUGUCCUUAAUACGAGUGCACAGCCCUCCCCAUUUACUCCUGCUGGUAGAUCCACAUCUCAACAUGUUUUACUAAAUGCGAUGUCUUCUACUUCUAGUGUGAGUUCUAUGGCUGGAAUGGAUCUUGGCAACAAACAUGAUGUUGUAGCUGCUGCAUCCGCGGCACUCGGUGCACUUGUGAAGAGCAAUGAGAUAGGUAACUCGAUCGACCGCGAAUUACUUGUUAAUAUUCUCAACAAUCCAAAAAUGAUCGAACAGCUGGUUGUGGAUUCUGGUGUUGUCACAAGCACUCAAAAGCCAAUAUCAUCUUCUGACCCACAGCUUGUACAUAUGCCUAUGUCCGAAACCAAUGCCACCAUGACGCCUCCUUUUUUCUCUCAACCCAAUGGAGGGAGUGUAGCACCUGUCCCCAACGCACACCCUUCCUCAAGGGGUGUACCAGUUUCUUCUUCCCUGCCCUCCAAUGGAGCCCCAUUGAAGGACUUGAAUUACUAUAAAAGUUUGAUUCAGCAACAUGGAGGGGAGAGACAGGACGAUCCCCCUCGGCAGCAGCAAUUCCCGAACCGUCACAACCAACUCUUGGGUACAAACCAAGAGUUCUUACAGAACCAGCCAUCAAGAGAAGCAAAGUUCAAGAUAAUGAAACCCUGCAUAUAUUUUAACAGCCCGAGAGGAUGUCGACAUGGAUCUAAUUGUGCGUAUCAGCACGAUCCCGUGUUCCAGCAGAGAAGUAGUAGCGUAUCAGAAAUGCCUACUAGCGCCAAGAGAACAAAGAUUGAUAGAGAAAUCAGCAGUUAAAAAGUAGAGUACCGUUACCUAUCUCAAUCAAUGCGUCCCUUCGUAGGGGUGAAUGCUAUAUGCCCAAGAUUUCAUCUCUUUAGUUGGAAAGUUAUUUAAUUGUUAUGUUUCUAUCUGUGUCUGCACGAGAUAACCAUGGUGAUGAGGCCAGGGAUUCUCUUUGCCACAUUGUUCAGUAAUUUUUAGCAUGAAAACAGAAUGACCGUUUGAUGAUGAAUUUGUUGAGAUGAUAGGCUUUUUGAAGUUUAUAGUUAGAAGGAUUGUUAGAUGAUGUUAGAUUGCUCGAGAGGGCAACUACCAUAUACUCAAUAUCACUCUCGUUUAGUUGUAA